Molecule: messenger RNA, 1856 nt
Organism: Micropterus salmoides (largemouth bass)
Lineage: Eukaryota; Metazoa; Chordata; Actinopteri; Centrarchiformes; Centrarchidae
Gene: znhit6
Product: zinc finger HIT-type containing 6
Exons: 11
Coding region: 215-1549 (444 amino acids)
Biological process (GO): snoRNA localization; box C/D snoRNP assembly; maturation of LSU-rRNA from tricistronic rRNA transcript (SSU-rRNA, 5.8S rRNA, LSU-rRNA)
Cellular component (GO): nucleus; pre-snoRNP complex
Source: RefSeq, a predicted model, not a curated record
GGAAGAGGGUUUGUUUUGAUAUAGGGAGGUUGAGUUCAACGUGUGGCUUGAAUUCUCCUGUAAUGUGCUCUUUAAUUAUACCAACAACAGACAUAAUGUCAACUGUGGAGAGCCAAGUGGGAAACAGCGAUCCGGAAGACAAGCUGAAAGGCACCAAAAGAAAGAUUUCUCUCUCCAAUUGUGGUGUGUGUGGAUCAGAAGAAGCAAAGUAUAGAUGCCCUGCCUGUCUUGCCCAUUCUUGCAGUUUUUAGUGACGAAACGCGCUCUGCAGAGCUACUGCUACUACUGGGCUACUGUAGAAACAUGGCAGCGCAACAUGGCGACUUCCAUCUUGCUGUGUGUGAAGAAACACAAGGAAGAUUUGGGAUGCAGUGGAGUUAGAAAUAAAACUGCAUUUGUGACCCUCUCACAGUUUGAUGAAAUAGCGCUUCUCAAUGACUACAGGUUUCUGGAGGAUACAGGACGAUUUGCUGAUGGUGCCACCAGAGACAAACUCAUCCGGACUCCUCGUGCCACUUUUAAAGCAAAGAGGCUGGCAGCAAAUGCCAGAAAGAUGAAUAUCACAUUGAGGUUCCUCCCCGUCACCUUCACUAAGAGCAGAGAAAACUCCACGUUCUUCCUUGCAAAAGAAGCACUGUUCCUAUGGCACCUGAAGCUCAUCUUUCCUCAGAGCAGCACGGAGUUCAGUCAGAGGAGGGUGUCUGACAAGCAAACCCUGGAGCAGAUCUUGACCCGUUAUAUCCAUCCUACAGAGUCUGAUCCUGUGACACGUCAAAAGUUGAAGAUGUAUGUGCACACCCCCUUUGAUCAUAUGAAAAUCUUCAUGAAAGCAGAGGGGCGAAAGGCUAACUCUGUCAGGUACCAUGAGUUGGACAUUUACAAAACCCUAAGGGACAACCUGAGGUACAAAACACUGAUUGAAUAUCCUGUGCUGCAUGUUGUACUCAGAGAUCAUUGGAAGGACUAUCCACUGAAAGGACUGGCUGAACAGUCAUCAGCCUGCAGCAGUUUUGCAACAAAGACCAAAAAGGUGGACCAAGAGAAGCGGGACUUCACCCAAGUUUCACCGUUCCUACAAGGGACUUGCACCCCGGGGGGAACCAACAUCUGGACAGGAACCCCAGAGACCAGCCCUGAAACUAAACCCCCACAAGAGAAAAGGGCCAAGAGAGAAGCAGGGCAGGAAGAGCCAGAGGAGGGAGAGAUCAUAGACAGUAGUGAUGAAGAGAAAGAUGAAGCAAAUUCUGAAGAAAAUACCUCAUGUGGAAAGAGCUGUGAUGGUGCCAAAAGCCCUGCUAAUGACAUGGUGGUGAUAAAGAUGAACCAUCACACAGUUAAUGUUGAUGAUGUUAUUAAUAAACACAGUGACCACAGCAGGGAUCAGUGUAUAAACGUGGACAUCACUGAUGACAGUUCAGCUGCCAGAGAGAGUGCUGAGGUCAGCAUGACUAAGGAGGAUGCUGUGAAAGAGUCGGGGCCUGUUCAUACCCAUCACUGUCAUGAUGAAAAUGAGUCAGCUAAUGCUGCUGGCAGCUGUGGAAUUGAAUGAUAAUGCCCAGAUGUUCAGUAUGAAAUGCCUGUGGAGGCAGACAAAUCUGCCAGGAAGUCAUCAAUCUUGUGUCAGUGUACAGUAGACCAAUGCAAUUGUUUUAAACAAGCUGUGCUAAGAAACAAGAACAAUGUUUGUAUGUUUACACAUAGAAUCAUUUCAAUGUUAAUGUUUAUUUUUUAGGUUUAGUUGAUCUGUCGGCAAACAUAAAUAAAGACUGUUUUUGGAAAUCUUUUGGUAUUUGUUAUACUGCUGCAGUUGAUGCUGACUGUAGUAUCAGACCAAAUUCAAUAAAAAUAUUUUUUGG